Messenger RNA from Trametes versicolor FP-101664 SS1, 1635 nucleotides. Its product is annotated as cytochrome P450. Gene Ontology annotation, molecular function: iron ion binding; monooxygenase activity; oxidoreductase activity, acting on paired donors, with incorporation or reduction of molecular oxygen. The transcript is spliced from 14 exons. The record is from RefSeq and is a predicted model, not a curated record. NCBI's taxonomy places the organism in Eukaryota, Fungi, Basidiomycota, Agaricomycetes, Polyporales, Polyporaceae. Bases 1 to 1635 code for a protein of 544 amino acids.
AUGACUAGGCUCCUGGUCCAAGCAUUCGUGCUGGGUGGGGUGGGGUGGUUGCUCUGGAAGCUGUUGCGACCCUACGUCGUGCGGAGCACCUUGGAUAACUUACCUGGGCCAUCGAGCCAGUCUUUCUUUUACGGGAACCUUAAGCAGAUUUACAACAAGCAGGACUGGGACUUCCACCGCAGCCUGGGAGAUCUGUACGGUCCAGUCUCGAAGCUUCAUGGAAAACUUGGACAAAAGAUCCUAUAUGUGUUCGACUCCGUGGCGAUGCAUCACAUCGCGGUGAAAGAGCAAUACAUAUACGACGAGGCUGACUGGUUCCUCAGAAUGAACAAUUAUACACUUGGGCCCGGACUGGUCGCCACGACCGGCGAACAACACCGCCGCCAACGCAAGAUGCUCAACCCGGCGUUCAACAUCAACCACAUGCGCGAUAUGGCGCCCAUCUUCUACGAAGUCGCUCACAGAUUGCGACAGGCUCUGAAGAUUCAAAUUGGCGAGCGUCCUGGAGAGAUCGAUCUUUCCCAGUGGAUGGGCCGAACAGCCAUUGAGCUCAUCGGGCAGGCAGGCCUUGGACACUCAUUCGAUCCUCUUGUCGAGGAACGGUCGGACACCCUCGGAGAGGCACUAAAAUCCUUCGUGCCGUCUCUCUACGCCUUCUCGGACUACUUGCAGUUCUUAUCCAUCAUCGACGCUGUCGUGCCCCGGCUGGUGCGGAAUGUUGGCGCCGCAUGGCUCCCGCACAAACCUUUUCAGACGCUUCGCGGCCUAGUAAUGACGAUGCACAAGGAGGCGAUCGCGAUCUAUAACGACAAGAAGGCUGUUUUGCAGUCCGGGGACGAGGCGUUCAAGAGCCAAGUCGCGCAAGGAAAGGAUCUGAUGAGCCUCAUGCUCAAAGCGAAUAUGUCAGCAAACGAACACGAUCGUCUGUCCGAGGAAGAACUCAUCGCCCAAAUUGCCACCUUCACGAUUGCAGCGGUCGAUACGACGUCGAGCGCGCUGUCUUUGAUCCUCCACCUCCUUUCACAGCAUCCGGAUGUCCAAGAUAAAGUACGCGAGGAGAUCGUUUCAGCCAGCGACGGCAAGGACAUCGGCUAUGACGACCUCGUCUCCCUUCCCUACCUCGACGCGGUUUGCCGGGAGACCCUCCGGGUUUACCCUAUGGCACCGUUCCGCUUCCGAGAGACUCGCGAGGACAUCGUGCUGCCACUCUCCGAGCCAGUCCGUGGGCGGGAUGGAUCCAUGAUCUCCCAGAUCCCUCUCCCGAAGAACACGACUGUUUUCGUUGGCGUGAUAUCUGCGAAUACGAACAAGGCGAUCUGGGGGCCCGACGGACACGAGUGGAAGCCGGAACGUUGGCUGUCGCGCCUUCCGGAGACCGUAACGGAGUCAAAGAUUCCUGGGGUAUAUUCGAACUUAAUGACGUUUUGGGGCGGUGGUCGUGCGUGCAUCGGCUUCAAGUUCUCCCAGCUCGAAAUGAAGGUCGUCCUCGCUACUCUGCUUUCUACAUUCAAGUUCGAGUUGUCAGACAAACCCAUCCACUGGAAUCUUGCCGGAAUUAUCUACCCGACCGCGGAGUUGGGGGGAAAGACGUCGAUGCCUUUGCGAGUAACUCUCCUCAAGCCAGAGUCCGAGUAA